AUGGAGAAGAAAAGGCGUAAAGAUGGCAAGGAGUUGCUACCCGACUUGAAUGAGGUCAAAGCGCAAAUCGGAAAAGAAAGAUUUGAUCAUAUUAAUAAUAAAUUCAAGUCGAGAGUCUUACCGAGUGUGACUGCUCAUGCUGCCCAUAAUCAUUUGCUUCCCUUAACCCGGCCCAAUGGAAAGGGUAACAAUGAAACAGCCAUCAAAAUGCUUUCUUCGAGAAUGGAACCUCUAGUCCAUCAUUUCAAUGAAAAUGAUGAUAUUUCUUAUGAAGAAGUUACAUUUAAAAUUCCUGAUGAAGAGGUUACCAAGCUUCUAUCUGUUAAACAGCUACCUCGAUCCCUUACCUGGGUUUUCACGGAUAGUAAUCAGCUAAUGGCUGCAAGUGAGUCUGUGAUUGGUAAGAAACAAUUCCAUUAUGUGGAUGGUGAGGCAGUGGAAUUGAGUCCUGACAAGAAAAAGUAUGAAGACGCCAGGAAACAAAAAAUGGAGUUUUCCAAAGAGGUUGAUCGGUUUAUAUGGAAGAUUGGUCAGAAAUAUAGUCUGGAUGAUCUGGUGGUGCAGAGGACUCUAUCCAAGUUCCUUGAACUGAAGGUUUCAGAUAUUUUGGAGAGAUACAAUAAGCUUAAGAAUGAUGGAGAUAUUGGUGAAAUUUCUGACAAAAGCAAAUUUAUUUCUGUUCCGGCAACUGCUGAUAAGCACUUUUGCCGUCGUUGCUUGAUAUUCGACUGUCAUCUUCAUGAAGAAUAUCAGCCUCUGCCUAGAGAAAACAAAUCUAAUUUGUUUGAGAGGGAAGAUGCUGAAAAACAAUGCAGUAAGCAUUGUUACCUUAAGCCAAGGAGUUUCAUAGAAGCUGAUCAUGUGGUGGAUAAUGAUAACUCUAUAUCAAACGAUAAAGGGAAUAAUGUGGUCACAGAGAUGUCACAGACAUAUAAUGAGUGGAGCCCUGUAGACAAGAAUCUUUACUUGCAAGGAGUUGAAAUCUUUGGGAGAAACAGUUGUCUUAUUACAAGAAACUUACUUUCCGGACAUAAGACGUGUUUAGAGGUUUACAAUUACAUGCGGGAGCAAGAUCAAACUCCAGAAAUAGACAAUCAGGUUAAUAAAGAGAUAUCUCGGAAAAAAACUAAGUUUGCCAGAAAAAGAGCCAAACUCAAAAAGCAUGUUUGUUAUCCACCUGCUAUAAAAAAUUCAGCUAAGGAAUUAAAUAAGGAGUAUAAGCAGUACACACCAUGCACUUGCGAACCAGUAUGUGGAGAUCAAUGCCCUUGUUUAACUAGCGGAAAUGUCUGUGAGAAGUAUUGCGGGUGUCUAAAGACAUGCAAGAAUCGUUUUGGGGGAUGUAACUGUGCAAAGGGUCAAUGCAGUAACCGACAAUGUCCUUGCUUUUCUAUUUCUCGUGAAUGCGAUCCAGAUAUUUGUCGCAGUUGUUCGCUUAGCUGUGGAGAUGGCUCUCUCGGUGAGGCAUCACAGCCAAUCCAAUGCAUGAACAUGCAAUUCCUCCUUAAGAAACACAAGAAGAUUCUCCUUUCAAUGUCUGAUGUUCAUGGAUGGGGUGCAUUCACACGGCACUCUCUAAAAAAAAACGAGUUUCUCGGAGAAUAUACUGGCGAAUUGGUUUCUUAUGAGGAAGCAGAGGAACGUGGGAGAGCAGAAAGAAAGAAUGGUUUUUCCUAUCUCUUUACCUUGAAUGAUAAGAUCUGCAUUGAUGCUCGCCGUAAAGGGAACAAGCUUAAAUUUCUCAAUCACUCAUCAAAGCCAAACUGCUACGCCAAGUUGAUGGUCGUCAGAGGAGAUCAUAGGAUUGGUUUGUUUGCGGAUAAAAAUAUCGGCGAAGGUGAGGAGCUUUUCUUCCACUAUUGCUAUGGACCAGGACAUGCGGAUUGGUCUCAAUAG
Messenger RNA from Brassica oleracea var. oleracea, 1896 nucleotides. RefSeq names its product histone-lysine N-methyltransferase MEDEA. Gene Ontology annotation, biological process: chromatin remodeling. The transcript is spliced from 18 exons. The coding region runs from base 1 to 1896 and encodes 631 amino acids. NCBI's taxonomy places the organism in Eukaryota, Viridiplantae, Streptophyta, Magnoliopsida, Brassicales, Brassicaceae. The record is from RefSeq and is a predicted model, not a curated record. Gene Ontology annotation, molecular function: protein binding; histone methyltransferase activity.